UAUUUACCUGGGAACUAUUUCCGCUUGCAUGUAAGCUUCUAAGGACCGGAAUUUUUCUUUUAAAUAUCAGAUCAUUUACCCUAUCGUAAAAUAAGGAUACUAUGGCUCCAAAGCCUAAAUUUCAAGAAGGUGAAAAGCUAUUAUGUUAUCAUGGACCAUUAUUAUAUGAAGCGAAGUGUCUAAAAAUUGAUGCUGAAGAAGGAAAAUCCAUUAAGUAUUACGUCCACUAUAAUGGAUGGAACAAAAGUUGGGAUGAAUGGGUUCCAGAGUCUCGAAUAUUAAAGCCCAAUGAUCAAAAUAUACAAAAAAUGAAAGACUUAGAAACAAGUCAACUUAAAAAAGGCUCCUCAAAAUCUAAAAGAAUGAGAGAAAAACAAAUUGAUAAGACUAAAGAAAAAAAAAAAGAGAAAGUUGAAGAGAAGCCACCUCCAGAAGUGACACGUAAAAAACGCGCAAGAACAACGACAUCCGAUACAGAUAUGCCUGAUGCAAAGAAAAAAAAAGUAGAUUUGGAAACACCUAAAAAACAAGAACAUGAGGAACAAACUUUAGACUGCCCUAUUUCCAUACCAGAAAAUUUGAAAAUUGCUUUGAUUGAAGAUCAAAAACAAAUUGUUGAGCAAAAUAUUGUCUGUAAUCUUCCGCAAAGAAUGACUAUUGAUGAUAUUCUGAAUGGAUAUAUUUUAUACAAAGAAAAAGACGAUGAGUUAAACAAAGAUAAAACCAAAGAAAUUGUAGAAGGACUUAAAGAAUACUUUGAAGAUUUAUUACCUAAGCAUUUGUUGUAUAAACAAGAACGUAGUCAACAUGAAGAACUUAUAACAUCAAAUCCGAAAGUAAGAUUUACUCAACUGUAUAGUAUAUCCCAUUUCUUGCGAUUAUUUGUAAAAUUUGGUCAAUUUCUACCGUUCAAUUCUGAUGAAGGCAAAGAUAAUGAUUUGAAAACGUUAAAAGGCUACGCAGAAGAUUUAUUAGAAUUUAUAAAUAAUAAGAACUAUUUAACGUCGUCUAAACGUAAUUCAAAGUCAGUUGAUGAACACUGA
Molecule: messenger RNA, 1043 nt
Organism: Dimorphilus gyrociliatus
Lineage: Eukaryota; Metazoa; Annelida; Polychaeta; Dinophilidae
Source: the annotation of a GenBank genome assembly